Molecule: messenger RNA, 619 nt
Organism: Tarenaya hassleriana
Lineage: Eukaryota; Viridiplantae; Streptophyta; Magnoliopsida; Brassicales; Cleomaceae
Product: huntingtin-interacting protein K
Exons: 4
Coding region: 81-428 (115 amino acids)
Biological process (GO): protein stabilization; negative regulation of apoptotic process
Source: RefSeq, a predicted model, not a curated record
CAAACCUGUGUUUCUUCUUAGGGUUUUAAGCAAUUCAGAGAGGGGGGGAGAGAGAAAGAGAGAAUCUCUUUUCGACCGAAAUGGAGGGAGCAGAGGAAGUUGGAGCAGAUGAAAUGGUGGAUUCGAAGGACUUGCAGAAACAGAGCAAAGCCUUCGACAAGCUUACUGAUCGCGUCGAGGAUCGCCAGCUCGAUUCGUCUCGUGUUCAAUCGGCUAUGGCCUCGAUUGCUGCUUCUAGGGAGGCGGAUCUGAACGCCAAGAGAUUAAGGGAGAAGGAAUUGGCUUCUGUCAAGAUCAAUGCAGCAGAUGUUGAGAUUAUAAUGAACGAACUUGAGUUGGAAAAGAGUGUUGUCGAGAGGACUCUACGGGAGCAUAAAGGAGAUGCAGUCGCUGCUACACGAGAUCUGCUUUCCCGAUAUCCUCUCUGACGAACUAAUACAAGGCUGGUGAGGCUUCGUUUUAUUUCUUCUUUUUUUCCAAACCAAAGAGUCGGUCCAUUUUUUUUUCUUUGUUUGUGCUGCAAGUAACGUAACGCCAGGUUGAAUUGAUCAAAUCUCCUUUGUUUUGAAUCUAUUUCUGGGGGCUUUACAUAUUUAUACAAUGAUAUUCACUUUGGGUU